Suillus fuscotomentosus is the source of this 1494-nucleotide messenger RNA. Its product is annotated as isoprenoid synthase domain-containing protein. The record is from RefSeq and is a predicted model, not a curated record. Lineage: Eukaryota; Fungi; Basidiomycota; Agaricomycetes; Boletales; Suillaceae. The transcript is spliced from 4 exons. The coding region runs from base 309 to 1361 and encodes 350 amino acids.
CAUUGCCUCUUUGCAAUCAUCAGGAUUUCGUAAUUUUAUACAGAACCUGCACCAUUUAGGCACUACAGGAGAUACUGAUAUUGUACAAUUACUCGGCAAUCCACCCGUCCUGAUAAUCCGGAACGGUAAAGGACAUCAGCCUUCUCUCUCGUACAACAUUGAUCUUGCCUAGUGGAAGUCGCUUGUGCCGGAUCCAUGACACAUACCAUAACGGAUUCAAGCGAAACGAACAUCCACUGACGCUGAAAAAACUAUAAAGACUGACAAUCUUGUAGGACUUAUAGGUUCCUCAUCUCGACAUUCACAACAUGAAUCCGACGACUCCUAUUAUGUUUGCCACUGUCACCCACACGACCACUCCUGAAUCCGAGCCCUCACAAUUCAUUUUACCCGACCUCAUCAAUGAUUGCCACUAUCCCUUCCAACAGAACCCUCACUGUGAUGCAGCGUGCCGCGCAUCUGUCCGAUGGCUUAUGGACGUGGCGCAAAUUGUAGGGCCCGAGAUCAGAGAGUAUAUUGACGUGGACGCAAACGGACUUGCUGUUGCUUGCUAUCCUGAUGCAGAUGCUUUCCAUCUCCAAGUCUGCUCUGACUUCUUGAACUGGUUGUUCAUUACAGACGACUUGAUGGAGUCCGGCGUUGUCGAUGUACAGGAAGUACAUGAAUCCUGUGUUUCUGCAUUCCGCGAUCCCAUCAAUUUUGACACAGAACGGCUUGAUGCAAAGAUGUGCAAAUCGUAUUUCAGUCGCUUUAAGGAGACUGCAGGUCCCGGCUGCACAGAGCGGUUUAUCUACACAAGCGAGUUGUACUUCGCUGCUGUGGCCAAGCAGGUGGAUGACCGUGCCAAAGGGCACGUGUAUGAUCUAGAAUCUUGCAUCGCCUUGAGGCGAGAUACAGGCGGAUUGAAGCCCUGCUUUAACCUCAUCGAAUUCGUAGCUCGAAUUGAUCUUCCCGACGAAGUUGUGUCGCAUCCAGUUGUGAAGGCCUUGGAGGAAGCGACCAACGAUCAUGUUUGUUGGCACAACGAUAUGUUGUCAUACAACAAGGAGCAAUCUUGCGGUCACGCACCCUGGGAGAACAUAGUUCCCGCGAUCAUGCACGAACGAGGACUGGACCUGCAAGGCGCCAUGGACUACGCUGGUCAGAUGUGCAAAGAUGCCAUCCAGCGCUUCGACUCCAACCGUGCUAUCCUCCCCUCGUGGGGCGAAGAGGUUGACAGGCAGGUGGCUGUCUAUAUCAAAGGAUUGCAGCACUGGAUGAUCGGCUCACUUCGCUGGCAUUUUGAUUGCGCUCGCUAUGCUGUCCCGCCGGACCGAAUCAUCAAGCUCCUUCCCAAAAGACCCUACAAGUGUGGAGCUUAACACCUAGUGCAUGGCUUCUGGAGAAUGUUAGUACAUGAUUCACGUCUCACGCAGACCUGAAAGUUUUGAGUUGCAUAAUUAUGUGACAUUCCGCCUUCCUUGCUUUGUCCUUCGUAGUGUCAAGUUCUCAUUC